AAUAGUCCCUCGUUACCAUGACCCUUGGUGAAACUAAAACGCGAGUUGCGGCUAACUUCGCGAGGCGACGUUGCGAUUGGGUGAGAGAGAAGGCAUGCCAAUCAGAAUCAUCGCACAUUUGCGGAAUCUAUUUAUACCAUAUAUUUGGUCAAUUUAGAGAAUCGUAACCCGCAGAGCUUGGUAUACCUUAUGUUCUAUCGGUUUUUUUUUUUUUUUUGUAAUGCAGUAACACUGGUUACCGUGUUACUGCAUUACAAAAAGAAAACAAACCGAAAUAACAGAACAAUUAAUAUCGGUAAUGAGUUUACUUUAUCGCGACGCGUAAUAAGCACCGACAAAUAUCGUUUAUCAUGCACAAACUAUUGGUAAAUUAUGUAAAUAAUUCAAAUAACAAAUUUUAGGGUGUAAUUUUCAGGGGGCAAGCUGUAAUUCUGGAGCAGAAGCUUAUCAAUGCUUAGGACAUGUAAACUCGCCCUGCGUCCCGAGUAUACAUGUAGCGCCAUUUUUCGAGGCGUCCGUCCGUUAAUUCGUUACAAAAGGGACCGACGUUUGACUUGACAAACGAGGCGAAAAGCGAAGCUUGUGUGUUUUCUUUUAUCGUCUCGCGCCUUUCGCAACACGAGAGUCGAGGGAAGACCUGCCGUGCCUUGUCCUGCAGCAUAAGCGGCUUGGUUUGUCAUUGUCUACGCCCUGUUUCACUUUCGUUCGGGUUUUGCACGCCGGGGAUCCCCGUGGCAGGGGGUAUUCGUAGUGCAUACAUAAAUAUGUUUUCUAGGUUGGUCGCGUCAUUUGCCGUAGAGUGGGCUGCCUUAUAUUUUCGGUUGACUGAUUUUCUUUCAAAUUACAUUUUGCCUUUAGUGUGCUGUACACAUACAGCCAUUCUAUUCUACUGCUCCGCUCGUCGCAGUCAGAGCUGUUUGUUGUCAACUUGUUGUCCGUGCCUGCGCUGCUUUCGUUCGGCCGUGCGUGCUGGAGUUCUUGGGGCAGGCAUGCAGGCAGCUCCGUGGUGAAUACAUGAAUACAUUUUAUGGACUCGUGUACAUGGGUUAUAUAAUCCUUUCUUUCCCUGUGUUUUGCUAUUAUCAUUGUUGUUGUUGUUGUUGCCACCGUAACUGGCUCAUCCCCGCAACGGGGAUCGGUCACACUGUAUACUUAAUAAAGAUUGCACGUAAACAAAAGACUAAGGGAAACAAUAGAGACCAUUACAAAUUAAAAAAAAAGAAGACCAUAGUAGCUCAUUUUGACUGCAUGUCAUGCUCAGCUUCUAGAUCUUCGUCUUUCUCUUCCACGCUGGCGUGGCUGUCCGCGAGACGUAAUGCGCGAGCCUGCCCGCCACGAGGCUCGCGGUCUCGCAGAGCGCUCAGUGUCGUUCGACUGAGCUGGCGGCUGCGAUGGGUUGCUCCCGGUGGACCGUGCUGGCUGUCUUGCUGCUGCUUGCCGUGCCUUCGCUGUCGGCCCAGAGCAGCGAGGCGGCCGACGACGAGCAGUCUCCGGUCGCCACCAAGGAGCAGGUGGCGGCCAGCGGUGGCAGCAGCAUGAACGAGGACGAGGGAACCAAGGAGCAGGCGGCCCCCGCCGCCUCGCAGCAGGAGCCGCCGGCCGACGAGACCUGGGCCAAGGCCGAGUCGAUGCACGAACCGGGAGCCUACGGGUGCGGCGAGGCGUGGGAGACGUGCGACUCCAAACGCAUUUACGACGACGACGUCGAGGAUGAUGACAAGUGAACCGGCUUCCAACUCAAGCACUGGAUGACUUGCGUCGUCCCGUAUCUGGAUUGCGGCAGCAUGACCGGAGGCUUGCCCUGCCGGUUACCAAAUUGCUCCCCAUUUGCAUCAUCGCUAUACCCGACCCCACCCAUCGCACCACCGUCCAGCCAAUCUCGGGAAUCAAAAUUCUUUAACAUUCGUUUCAAGAAAAUAUGUAUACCACCAA
This is a messenger RNA of Rhipicephalus sanguineus (brown dog tick), 1932 nucleotides long. RefSeq lists its product as uncharacterized. Lineage: Eukaryota; Metazoa; Arthropoda; Arachnida; Ixodida; Ixodidae. Bases 1392 to 1724 code for a protein of 110 amino acids. The record is from RefSeq and is a predicted model, not a curated record. The transcript has 2 exons.